AUGCUAACCGCGGCGCUCUGGCACCGCAUCUUCCGCCUGCUGCUGCACAGCCGCGUCUGCCUCGCCUCGCCGCCGCACCUCCCCACCAGCCUCUACGGCUGCUCCUCGGGCUGCAAGGCGCGCGCACAAGCACCCGCGGACGGCGCAGAGAGCGGGCAGCAGGGGGUGGAGUUUACGAGGGAGGGAGCAACGGCGUGCUGGCUGCAUGCGAGGAACGCGCGGGUUUAUGGCUCGUCGUGGGCUCUGCUGUGCUGCGGGCUCGCCAGCAAGAGGCUGCUGCACCACGUCGUCUCCUUCGCUCCCUGCCCCAUCCUUGCCCAACCUUCCCCCAUUCCUUUCACCUUUCCUACCCGUACGUCUCAUUUUCCGUACGCCCUCGGUUUUCGUGCCCUCACCAACCCAACUUUACACCCGUCCCCCACCCACCACCAGGGCGACAGCAACCCCAUUUCCCUGCACCUCUCGCUCGCGAAGCCCCUGUGGACCAACAGCGUGCUCUGGUUCCUCUCGUACGCCCCCGCGCUGCCCGCCCUGCGCCUCUCCUUCGGUUGCCACUCCCUCAUCCCCCUCAUCCACCGCCGGGCCCCCUCCUUCCCCUCCUCCGCGCUCACCUCGCUCCACCUAACCCUCUCACGAAGGGCCCGCGACGACGAAGACUUAUACGUGCCGGCAAACUGGAAGCUCAACUUUCUCGCCCCCUGCACCAACCUGCACUCCCUCUCUCUCGGCCUAGGCGCAUGGCGCCUGGACAAGUCCUGUGUGAAGGCUCGCUGGAUGCGCUCCCUACGGAGCCUCACCCUAGAAGGUGUGGAUCCCAGGGGUGUGUGCUUGAAAGCCCUGGCAGACCUCACCCCGCAGCUGCAUGAUUUCACGUUCUGCGAGCCACAGCAUCUGCAGGAGUGGGGGAAGACGUCGGGGCCUGUGUUCCUUGCCCUAGACUUCCCCAAUGCUCGCCGCGUCUGCUUCCGUUUCCUGCAUCACGAGCUGAAGCUGAAGCUCUCUCUGCCUGCCGCUUUCCACACCUUUUCCGCCUGCGCUGAGGCGCUCAUACUCAACUGCAGUAGCAGCGCCGCCUUGAGCCUGGAGCAGCUGUUGCUCUACUCGAAAGAGAGCCUCCGUGUUUCCUCGUUUGACGUCGCUUCGGUCCGCGCUCUCUACCUGAAUGCUCCGAUCAAGCUGCUGCCGAGCCGCGCACCGCAAGCGCAGAGGACGGGAGCGCGGGACGGGGUGGUCUACAACCUUGGCCCGCCGCCAUUUUCGUGGGCAGGUUGGCUGCGCGCACUAGCGCCAACAGUGGAGGUGCUUAUAACGAGGCAUGACAUCAACCUGGAGUCGAUCGGCCUUGCCUGGCCGCGUCUGCGGAGCCUGGGGGUUGUGGUAGAAAGCGACUUUGACGUGGGGGGGCUUGUGCGCGGGGAGAUCACAGUAGAGGAGGCUGAGGAGGCGGAGGAGGAUGACUUGGUGCUGUGGAAGCGGGAGAAGCGGCGCAUGAAGAGGCGCGAGGAGCGCAGGAAGCAGCAGGAGCACAUUCGCCGCGGCCGCACGCGCUUCCACGCAGGCCCGUUCGGUAAGAAGGUGGCGGCAGGGGCUGAUGAUGGCGAUGGCACUGAGGUUUCUGCCCGUGCGGCUGCAGCAGGCUCGGACAGUGAGGAGGAGGAGGACGAGGAGGAGGAGCAAAACGAGUAUGCUGAUAACGAGUCGGAGGGCCGGGAAGGCUUCCCUCUGCUUCCGUUUCUUGAUGCUCCGAAUCUGCACGCUCUCUUCUUCCCCACCCGCUACCGGAUACCCGCCAGCUUGCUGGGUGAGGUCAAGGCGAGGUACCCCUUGUUAGCGCUGUUCUGCGUUGCAUGGGACACGUGGUAUUGGGAGAGGAAGGGCCGAGUGGUGGAAGGAGGAGGGCCGGUGCAGCACAGGAGGCAGCCGCGGGGAGCGAAAAAAGCCCCGUCGUAUCGCAACGGGCGGAAGACCGUGCGGGACAAGAUGCACAGUGUGAAUGGGGGGUUGGUGGCGGGGUAUAGUUUGGGCGAAGAGGAGGGGUACAUGGUGAAUAAGAAGCAGUGGUCGGCGGCUCUUUGUGACGAAGACAUGCCUGAGAUUGAGCUUCCUGAGCCUGACGCUCCCUUUAGUGAAUUGGAUGACCGUCUGGGCGGUGAGGAGGAUGAGGAGGAUUCGGAGGACGAGUGGGUGUGGGGAGUGGAGGGAAUGGAAAUUGGUAGCAUCUGA
Messenger RNA from Closterium sp. Naga37s-1, 2223 nucleotides. NCBI's taxonomy places the organism in Eukaryota, Viridiplantae, Streptophyta, Zygnematophyceae, Desmidiales, Closteriaceae. The record is from the annotation of a GenBank genome assembly.